AUGAACACUGAAGAAAGUAAAGGUUUUGUAUUUCAUAUAGGCUAUGAACUUCCAUCGAAAACACAAGUUGGAAUGCGAUUCGCCAAUUUGAGAUUGCAUGCUUGGGGAGUUUUCAGCAAUGUUUACAGAGGCACUCUAGUUUCACCUGGUCCCGAACAAGAGGUUGCCAUCAAAAAGACAUGGCCAAGAACUUCCGAGAAGAAUUUUGAGCUUUUAUUCCUGUCUGGAAUAGGAAGACAACCUCACAAAAAUAUUGUGCAGAUGCUUUUUGCUUUCUCAAGGUGCACUAGUAAUCCAUUGCAUCCAGAUGUGAAGCCGUCGGUAUGCGAAUCCUACGUUUUCUCGUUUCUGCCUGAUACGAUGGCUAGUGUUUUGAAAGCCGGUAGAAUCGAUGAAGUUGAUAUUAAAUUGUAUACUUGGCAACUGUUUGAAGGGUUGAGAUAUUUGCAAGCGCACACUAUUGUUCAUAGAGAUGUAAAACCGGUAAACCUCUUGGUAGAUCAUAAUAAAGGAAUUCUGAAAAUUGGGGAUUUCGGAAAUGCGAAAAUCGUCAGAAGAAGCAUUUUAUCGACAUCCUACCAGGUAGUUACUAGGUUUUACAGGGCGCCUGAAUUAUUGCUAGAAGCUAGGGAUUACUAUUGGUUCAUAGAUGUCUGGUCUGCCGGGUGUUGUGUUGGCGAGAUGAUGACAGGAACGGUCAUGUUUCCCGGCGAUAGCACCAAGAAAAUGCUGAAGCUGAUCGUUCGAUGCCUUGGUGUUCCAUCAAAAAAGGACCAUGAUUAUAUGAAAGCUAAAAGAAUCAUCACUGAUGAGUCGCCGAUCAAGAAGCCGAUUGGAAUUGCUGGGGUCCUUGGAAAUGUUAGUAAAGAGUGGUGCGAUUUUUUAAGCGAAAUUCUGAGAUAUCGCCCAAGAGAGCGACUUCAUGGUGUCAAACUUUUAAACCACCCAUUUUUUAAUCAAAUAUUCACAGGGAAAUGCACAAGAUUCAAUGGGCAAUUGAUCAAUAUGAUUAUAACUCCUUCGGAUUUUGAAACUGCCAUGAAAAAUGACUAUACGGCUGGCCGACAGUAUGCGGCCGCUGUGCUGAGAGGUGAUCUCAAAUUCAGUUUGGAUUCGAAGCCACCGGAAACGACCGCGCCAUCGACAGUAUCGAGUCAGCCGCCAGGAAAUGUAUUUCAGUUUGGAUUUUUGCAUUGCAACACCCUUGGCGUCAAGCGACCCUACAUUAAUUAUCGUACCUGCGCCAGCGCGGCUGAUAUCGCAAUAGAUCGAAUCAAACGCGAAAACCUUCUGAGCGGUUAUGAUUUCAAUUCGACAAUUAUGUUCGAAGAUUGUGACGAGUCUCUUUCGGCUGGUAGAACUGUUGAGUUGAUUCGCCGUCAUAAUGUCGAUGUCAUUUUUGGACCAGCUUCAAAUCUUGCUGCAUUUCCGGCUGUUACAAUUUCAACUUACUAUAAUAUUCCAAUCAUUUCCUGGGGAUUGGUUAGUGACACGGAAUUGGAUAACGUAAGCCGCUAUCCAACGGCCGCAUUAAUCUCAACAACGUCAAAAAGUUUGGUGAUGGCAUUUCGGGAGGUAAUGCAAGAAUUCAAAUGGAAUCAAUUUGUCUAUGGAUACUCAUUGAUAGACGAAGAUGAAAAGUGUCUUCCGCUUCGAAAUGAUUUACAUGCGAUGGUUGCGAAAUAUAGUGAUAUGACUCUUUCGUUUACAUAUCAAAUUACUGAUGAUUCCGAGAAAGGAUUAUUAAGAGCAUUAGUGGAGCUCUCCAAAAGAGGACGAAGUUAA
This is a messenger RNA of Caenorhabditis bovis, 1785 nucleotides long. Lineage: Eukaryota; Metazoa; Nematoda; Chromadorea; Rhabditida; Rhabditidae. The record is from the annotation of a GenBank genome assembly.